This is a messenger RNA of Ceraceosorus bombacis, 4724 nucleotides long. The record is from the annotation of a GenBank genome assembly. Lineage: Eukaryota; Fungi; Basidiomycota; Exobasidiomycetes; Ceraceosorales; Ceraceosoraceae.
AUGUCAGCCUCGUACUUGUUGUCGGCCGAGUCCUGGUCCGGACUGGCCCCAGCGUGGGCGAUUCUGACCUUACCGAGCAAUCUGGGACACGGAGCAGCCCUAUCAGCACACGCAGAUGGUCGCAUUCGGCUGUGGAUGCCUCUUCCCUCCGGCAAUGCUGCACUGCUUGCGUCAGUCCCACAUGCGAGCGCAAGAGGGGAGGAUGAAGCGCAACGAGGCACAGGAAUUGGCGUGGGCUUCUUGACUGGCCAUCAGCUGAGCAAAGAGGGUGAUGCUUGGGGAGUGCUCUCCAGUGCGAUGGAUGGAAGUAUUAGCUACUGGCGUCUUGAUCUUCAGAAACUACUUCAGGCUGGAGAGGAAGCUGUGCAUGGCGAUGAGCAAGGCGCCGCGAGUCAUCACUCACCGGCGACUGCACAACAGCGUCAAACCGACCUUCUCACUCCCGUAGCAAGCGUCGAGGCCCUGGCAGCUCCUUUUCCGAGCGGUGAAAAAGCGAUGGGUAAGUCGUUGACUAGUUGCGAUGCUCAUCUUUGACCUUUGGCGGAAGGGAGCUGACCUAGCAUUUGGGUUGCCUGCAGAGGCGUACGCUACCGCUCUAUCUCCCACCGGCGAGUCUUUCUCCGCGUCUGGAGAAGGGAUCAUCGGGAUGUACGAUCUUGGUCGAUCAGGUUCCGCUGCACAGGUCGCCAGUGACGAGUCGACAGCAUCGGGUAGCUUCGCACGUCCAAGAAGGCGAAUAGCUUUGCCAGAAAAGCCACGAAACUACACCAAAGAGAGGAAGAAUUUCGGAACAUGCCUAGCUUAUGUGAGUAUGUCCGCCGGGGCAGGAGAAGCCGUCUUUGCCAUGUCUAUGACCGCUCACCAAGUGCUGUGCUGUGGAACCUCGUGCGUAGAAUUCAAGCGGGAAUUUGCUAGCUUGCGGCACCGAUUCCGGCCAAGUCUUCGUCUACUCUGCGGAUGCAGGGACUUUGCUCGCAACAAUCUCUGGUUCGUGUAUGUUCCGAGCAAAAGUACGCGUACAUGAGCUGAGACAACAACUUUCACAUCAUAGAUCAUGCGCUGCCCAUUCGCUUCGUGUCUUUCUCCGCAUCAAUGCCAGGCAGUCCCACAACGGAUCACCUUCAUGUCUGUUCGGAGGAUCAAGCCUUGACACUACACGACGUCAUGCACCUUUCUAAUCGCGCGAUUGCUCUGCGCGCUCAACCGACCUCGGCGAUGGAUAUAGAUCAGGAGACGCAAGCCAGCACUGUAGUCGCCAACCUGCGCCAUCCCGGUUGGGUUACGAGUGCCGCGCAGGGCCCUCUCUUGGCAAGCACGUGAGUCAUUGCCAGCCCUCGAAAACCUUAUGCGGAGGUGAGGCUGACAGCCAGCUCUUCACAAAUCCUAGCUCAACGGAUGGAAGCGUGCGCUUGUGGGACACGGGCUCAGGUGGACCUCGUCGAAUGGUUGCUCAACUUCGCGAAGGCCCUAGAGUAUGGGCAUGUGCCUGGACAACCACUUUGGAGGCGCAGCAACGCGCCGGAAGAAGAGCACUGGACCGAGAUCAUAUUCCGAGUCUCACGUUGCUAUUGAGUGCGGGUGAAGAUGGAUGUGUCAGGUGGUAUAGACCUGCAGGUACGGGACAAGGUCCGGAUGGCACUUGAACAAUCAUCUGAUUGACCUCGAAUGCCCAUUUGAGUGUCGUCCUGCUUUGACUUCAGGCCGCCUCGAGCCGCCUGUCCUGCUGUAGUUGUGCAAGCACGUCUGCAGAAAGCUGCAAUGCUGUGAGCUCUCUUGCCUGGCGACCAAUUCAAGACGACAUCCAUUCAAGAUUGCGAUUGACUCUCUACUCCAGUCUUGAAGCCGCGAUCGCUAACGAGCACCGCCAGCCAGAUUCAGCCUCGAUCGUUAAUGCGCACCGCCAGCCAAAUUCAGCCUCGAUCGUUAAUGAGCACCGCCAGCUUCAUUCACAUCCAUGAAUAAAUCACCCUCUUCUGUCGAAUGGAGGGGUGUGUUCGAUUUCUGGCCGAGACACGCAGAGAUCACGUGACCAUCGGGUUGGAAAUGGGGCGACUGCCUCCAGAACACAAGUUGGAGUAUUUCGUGGCUCUGGCAAGGCUCUCUGAUCGUUUUCGUUGCGACGAAAAACACGUCGGUAUGCUCAAGGCCUAUGAUGAUGGCAGCCACUUCGGCUUUGUUGAAGAAGAUGUGCUCGGCAGUAGUUGGGUCCAGGCACUUGUAAACGCAGCGGAUGAGGCUGUUUGCGCCAAGCUGCGAAGUGCGACGAAACGCGCGUCUUGCCACGCUAUCGUGGCCCAAAUUUGCCCUGAACCCACGUCUUUCGUGUCUGAGACACGUGGCGAACAUGGCAAGGCGCGUCUGAUGAAGCGCGAACAGGCGCCGCUAAUCGUGUAUCAGCAUGAUCGUAGUUCCACAUAGCUGAUCAAAUGUGCAACCACGAAUCGUGAAGCCUAGACGUACGCACAUACGCAACUUCAUGGGGUGUUCAUCUUUGCGUUUGAUUCUUACAAAUGACAAUUCAGGAGGAAGCUCACAAAAAUGUGUGUCUGAGAGCGCACGCAUACCAGCGCAGCGGGCUGUCUAUUGAAGGUAGCGAUUAGACAAACUUGCUGGAAGUGACACGCAUGCGGGAAGCUUGAGCGUUGUUCAGCGGUGGCGCGUAAAGUUCGCGUCUGUGGGCGCGGCGCGCAUGGCGGAAGUUGGCUGCUGCGCUCAUGCUGGCGCGCUGGCUCUGUCUGCACUCCGAUGACUGCAGCGCGACUUUUGUCCUGCUGGCCAAUGCAUGCGAAGCGCGCGGCUGCGCGCGCGCCACGCUGAUGAUGAUGGUGCGGGCGCAGUGUGCCGCGCGUUGCCUGUAUGCUGCAGGUCUAAGCGCUUGAGCCCUCCCCUUGCCGCUUGCUGCUGGGUCUGGCCUCUGCCGACAGUGCCUGCUCUCGCCCGUACCUCGCAUGGCUGGUCAGAGCGCUCACUUCGCCUUGGCUUCGGUGGUCUCCCCCUCCUUGUGCUUAAUUACAUAGCGUCAAUCUGUCAAACCUACCACCAUUACACCUGCCCUUGCGACUUGCAUCAUAUUUGAGUCCAGCACCACCCAUUCGCUCUUCAGUCCCUACACCAAAAGUGAGUACACACACAGAAUUUGCGGUCGCACGUCUCCUGGGUUGGGGAAGAUGCGCUCUGCCGUGCUAGGAAGUUGAACAUGGAGGUGAUUGGAGUUCGACUGCUCUCACCGAAGAAGUGCCGUCAUCGCACAUCAAGUGUCGGCGUGCCAAUUCAGCUUCUCCUGGUCAAGAGAUGCUCAGCUCGCUACUGGCAAGCUGUUGUUCGCGCCCCGAAUGCGAUUGUCGCACGAGUCUGUCAGCGCUUCAGGACGUACAAGUCAUUGAUGCCAGAUCCCUUAUUCCGCACAGCUUCAAUCUUUCAAACCAGUAACAUCAUGUCUGAGACUCGAGAGGACUCCGUCUACCUCGCCAAGCUCGCUGAGCAGGCUGAGCGUUACGAGGGUGAGUGUAGUAAGCACUACAAAGGGAAGGGAGUCUGACCAGGCGGUAGCAGAUAAACAAUGGCGCGUGUAGGCCACCCCGUGGAUGGAGCCACAGCGAGCUUAGGUGACGCACAGGCGAGCACCUUUCAAUAGAGGCGAAUUUGGUCUCAUGAUCUGGGCGCCGUUUCUUGUUGAGCCCAGGACAGGACAGCUGACCUUACGUUGGACCGGCCCCACUCCGCAGAGAUGGUUGAGAACAUGAAGCGCGUCGCUUCUUCUGACCAAGAGCUCACUGUUGAGGAGCGAAACCUCCUCUCGGUCGCUUACAAGAACGUUAUUGGUGCCCGCCGUGCUUCCUGGCGCAUUGUUUCCUCCAUUGAACAAAAGGAGGAGAGCAAGGGCAACGAGACCCAAGUCACCAUGAUCAAGAAGUACCGCGAGAAGAUCGAGGCUGAGCUCGCUCAAAUUUGCGAGGACAUCCUUGACGUCCUCGACAAGCACUUGAUCCCCUCUGCCGCCUCUGGCGAGUCUAAGGUCUUCUACCACAAGAUGUGAGUUCAAUGCGACUUUUCAGCAGGGGAUGUCAGCAAUUCGAGGAAAUAGUUCAGGGCGAUUUAUGAGGCUGACUCGUCUUGGCUCUUGCGCCUUCUGUCGCUUUUGCAGGAAGGGAGACUACCACCGUUACCUUGCUGAAUUUGCCACUGGUGACAAGAGGAAGGACAGCGCGGACAAGUCCCUCGAGGCAUACAAGGCUGCCUCCGACGUUGCCGUUACCGAGCUUCCUCCCACCCACCCGAUCCGUCUCGGUCUGGCACUCAACUUCUCCGUCUUCUACUACGAGAUCCUCAACAGCCCUGACCGCGCCUGCCACCUCGCCAAGCAAGCCUUCGAUGACGCUAUCGCUGAGCUUGACACUCUGUCCGAGGAGAGCUACAAGGACUCGAGUGAGUUCUGUGCUUUGCUUACAGCAGUGCGACUGGCUCAAAUGCAGCGCGUGGCUUGAAUGGGCCUUGUAGACUGACCAAGGUGCACCUACCUUCUCACAGCUCUUAUCAUGCAACUCUUGCGUGACAACCUUACCCUCUGGACAAGCGACGUGAGCCUUCUUGAUUACAUGAUGUCUUCUCUCCAGUGCGGCUGACGUUCAAUUUCUCCCACGCAGAUGGCCGAUGCUGCUGCCCCCGAAGGUGCGGCUGCGCCCGAGAAGGUAGAGGACAAGCCCGCCGAGGCAGGCGAGGCCUGA